AUGAGGGAUAAUUUCUCUCAAUAUGCAUGUCGAUUAUCUAAGAAAAUAUCAUCCGAUGCUUUGUUAAAAUUGGAAAAAUUGAAUAUGAAAUUUCCUGAUCAAUUUUCAUCACAGAUAGUAAAGAUGAUUUUAUCGAGAAUUUUGUUGGAAAGUUUGGAAUCGACUGAAAAUUUUGAUUUACCCUACAAAAAGGAAAAAAUAUUACACGAAUAUGAACAUCAUGUGGGUCACUUUAAAAUGAAAUUUAAAAUUAGUGGAAUAGAAGAACCAUUGAUUGCUAGAUUCAGCAACGAUGAUGCAUAUGGAUUUUUCUUAUUUGGAUACGAUUAUACAAGCGAGUAUUACAUGUAUUUUGCAAAGGAGAGCGAUGAUCAAUUGAAUAAGAACUUUAUGAAUGGAAGUAAUAUUGAUUUAAGUGGAAUAUCUCACCAAAAACGUGCUUUUAUUUACAAGUUUAAUGGUAAAAAUAUUCCAGCUAAUGUUUGGGGAAAGCAAUACUUGUGUGAUACAAUUCUAUCCCAUAUUGUUCCAACAAUUAAGGAAUAUGAACUUUCACCAAUUGAGUUUGUUCCAUAUUGGUGUUUUUUAUUUAACUUUAUUAUAGCUGGUGCUACGGAUAAACCGUCUUUCAAAGAGGUUGUAAAGCACUAUCCAAACUUUAUAUCUAAUAGAUUGAUUCAUCAUUACUAUGCGAAAUUGUACAAGCCAAGAUAUACAUUUUCAGAUAGAAUAGUCGACUACUUUGAAAGCUACUCACCAAAAACAGAUAUACAGAAGAAACUUAUGAAAAGUAUUAUCAACAAUAAGAAUAUUCCUUCACUCAAUCCAAGGAACAAGCGAGAAACUUCCUUAAUGCAAGAAACCAUUCAAUAUUUGAAAAAGCAAUGUCCUGUUCAUUUGUUUUUCAUUACUGGACGUUGGGUUAUAACAUCCAGUCCUGAACAAGAAUUUUCUCUCAAUGCACAAACAAUGGCAACAUUUUACAAAUUAUUGAAGAAUCCAGAUGAGUUGACAGAUGCAUAUCUUGCUUACAAGUUUAAAAGACCAUUUCAAAUUGCAUAGUCACCUUACUUAUUGCUAUUUUUUAAUCUUAACCAACACACUACAUUGAUUGUAAUUCAUAGAGAUACGAAACCAAGUAAUAUUUUUAUCAAAUCAAUUUCAGAUGAUAACAUCCAAAUUGUUUUGGCAAAUGUUGGUCUUGCAAAAC
Molecule: messenger RNA, 1210 nt
Organism: Naegleria gruberi
Lineage: Eukaryota; Heterolobosea; Eutetramitea; Acrasida; Naegleriidae
Exons: 1
Coding region: 1-1062 (353 amino acids)
Source: RefSeq, a predicted model, not a curated record